Messenger RNA from Camellia sinensis, 3079 nucleotides. Lineage: Eukaryota; Viridiplantae; Streptophyta; Magnoliopsida; Ericales; Theaceae. The record is from RefSeq and is a predicted model, not a curated record.
CCAAAACCCACCUUUGUCCUUCUAAUCCACCAAUUCUACUUUUUGUUUGGUUGUAUUUUGAUGAGCUAUCAUUUCAUUUCUUGCUAGCUUUCUUUGAGUAGGUAGAUUCAUUUUUGAGAUAGACAAACACAAUUAGAGAAUAAAGAGUUAUUUUUGAAAAAACAUAUAGAGGUAGGAAGAGUGCUGAAAUGCAAAAGUUGUAUGAGGGUACUUUUGUUUCUUGUUGCCUCAUUUGGAAAAUUUCAUCGCAAAACCACCUCCACAAACAUCACAGAAUGUUUGAGAACAUCUAGCCAAUGAACGCGUUCAAGGGAUAGGUUGAGGUUGACUUCCGUUGCUGGGUCUUUCACAAAGAAACAUCGCACGGGGAUGCAAGGGCGUAUCUUGUUCAAGCAAGUAAAAUCAUUGAGAAGUAUCCUAGCAACCUCCAAAGUCGGUAAAAUGAGACUGAAUUAUCAAUCGAACAUCGCAGGCAUAGUGAAGAUUGUGUCCACCUUUGGCUUGAUAGCAGCACACCAAACCCACCUGAUGAAAACACCACUCUGGUUGUUGUUUGACGCAAUCCUCUAUAAUGAUCUGAACCAGCAGGAGUUCAGGAAGUGUGAUAGCUUGGUUUACAAAAUUGUCCAGACAUAUGAUGCGAAUGAUGAUGUAUUUCAUAUUAGAAAUAGGAUGCUGAAGCUGCGUGAUAGCGACAUUAGAUUAAUUUUUGGGCUGCAAUGUGGAGGGCAGCCUUUGGUGCUCUCAAACGGGCCCCGUCCACCUUCUGAUUUUAUCCAACGGAGGUGUACAAAUGUGACACGCAUUAGCUCGACUCUUGUCAGAACACUAUUUCUGGAAGUGGUCAUCGGUACUUAGGAGGAAGAUGUUGAAGAUGCAGCUAAGCUGUUAACAUUGUAUGUAUGUGUGAAAUUGUUUUUCUCAACAUUCGACGAAUUUGUGAGUUGGAAUUUCAUUCAAAUAAUAGACAAACUAGACACUAUGAAAUUAUACAAUUAGAGUUUCGCAAUACGAAACGUACUAAUGGGAUUAGUGAAGGAGUUUUGCCAGACCCCAAAAAAAGUGACUGGUUGUGUGGUCAUCCUUUUGUAUUGGUUAUGCGAACACACAAAUGUAUUAGAUGCGCAAAGUACCGGUGUGUUUCCAAGAUUUCUGAAAUGGAAUGUGAGCAGUCUCAUGGCAAAAAUGCGCACCGUUACACUGUCAGACGGUGAUAAAUUUGAGGUAAACAAGAUUGGUGUCAUGGAGUAACAGUUAGUAGAUGCUGUGAUUUUAUUUUUGGCAGCCUGUAUAGUGCUGGUGGUGAUGUGUUUUAUGUGGCAUUUGUUGAUGUCAGGUACGUUUGUUUGUGUGUCGUAUUUGUGCAAGUGCGUUCAGAUCAACUGCAAGUGUCAUUAUACGAGCGGGCACAACUACUUGGUGAUUACAAUGUAUUGGAUCCCGAGUUGGGCGAUGAUUUCGAGGAAGUUGUUGCAUGUGGUGUAGGAUGUGUGUGUGGUAAUGUGGACGCCAAAUCUGAUGGUAAUAAGAAAGGGUGUGAUGGGGGGCAUGUUGAUGACAAUGGGGAGGGACGUUUUGUUAACGACUCCAACGCAAGCGAUCAUGGAAAAAAUGGCUCAAGUGGUGUGGGAAAGGUGUCAGAUACGAAAGAUACACAGUGGACAGUUGAUAAUGGGCCCUGUGUACCCCCGAACAUUGAACAUGCAUACAAAAUAAUAACUGGACUGGAGGCCGAAAAUAGAAGCAAAGACUUUUUGAUUGCCAAGUUAGAGGACCAAAUUGGGAAUUUGACAAAAGCACUUGAGGUGCAAUUAUCGAACUUGUUUGUUAGAUUCAUUGGACGUUUGAAAGUGAAAGAAGAUGAGAUCGAAUGAUUGGGCAUCGUUAUUGGCAAAUUGAGAAGGACGAUAGCCGAGCUUGAGGAUCAACUUGUCACCCGACCUGGUCAAGCAACGACAAAUAUGCCCUGUGACUAUGAUGCCAAUGUUGGUUUGGAUUCAUUUGAGUUUGGCGAUGCGGCGAAUGUAGAGGAGAUUAUAAACAAUGUCAUGCAGCAUAUGAUGAGUCAUAUGGUCAGCGUGGAGUCGCCAACAAUUACUUGCAUCGGUCUGCAUGACCAGACUGUGCAUGGAGAGACAGGGGUUGACAUGAAUGUGCUCUAACCAAAAAUGCAAGUAACCAGUGAAAGGUGUUUGGCAGUCAACGAGGGGUUGGAUCUGCAAAUUCAUUUAUUAGAAAUAUUAAGCAGAAGGUUAGACUUGAGAGGAAGUUACCAAAGUAUGAGUACCCACUGGCCCAUGGACGUUUGAGGAAGGUCGGUACAAAAUUAAGGGGGGUUGUAGUAGAAGAUGGUGAGUUCAGUUUUGGGCUGAUUGACUGCGAUGAUAAUGUGGUCGUGGGUGAGGUUAGCGAAGUGGUCAAAUGUCGUAUGGGUUUUGGUUUGAACAACCAUCUGGCCGUGUGGAAAUUAAUACCAGAGGAAAUGAAACGCAAAUUGACUGCCACUUACGAGAACUAUGGUGACGGGGCAAUCAUAUGGGCGGGCACGAAAGAAGAUGUUUUUGUGCAUUUUUCCAACAUUCGAAAUUUGGUUUGCCUGGCUGGAGUUAAAGGAAAUGCAGGUUAUUGACGCUUAUACGGAGCUAUUAUUGAGCGAACAAGACGUGUUGGCAGCAGGGGUAGAAUUCCCAGAGAAGUCGUACUUCUUCACAAACAUAUGUUUGGACAUGGCUAAACACACAAGUGUAACGUCGAGGGAUAAGUAUAUUGAGAUACACAUGCGGGCUGCAGAUGACGUUAGGUGACCAGGCACGUGAUCAGGGCCAGAGUUGUUGGCCUAAAAUUCCGUUUUGACUGCCACCCUUUGCGCCUCCCGAGGAGGUUCCGAAUUGAGUCAGUCAAGCCAUGUGGCGAUGUCUUUUGAAAGCUCAAAACUUUGAUCUCUCUUGUUUUGUGAACAAUUUGUUUUUUUUAAUUAUCUAUAUAUGGGGUGACGUAUAAUUGCUGUAUCUAUGUGACGUCAUGUAUAUGCUUAUAAAGUUUAAAAUUGUUUUGUUCCAUGUAUGUCUACACAGCUCAA